Molecule: messenger RNA, 756 nt
Organism: Mesoplodon densirostris (Blainville's beaked whale)
Lineage: Eukaryota; Metazoa; Chordata; Mammalia; Artiodactyla; Ziphiidae
Product: reactive oxygen species modulator 1-like
Exons: 2
Coding region: 435-668 (77 amino acids)
Biological process (GO): protein insertion into mitochondrial inner membrane; protein import into mitochondrial matrix
Cellular component (GO): TIM23 mitochondrial import inner membrane translocase complex
Source: RefSeq, a predicted model, not a curated record
ACUGGGGAGCUCCGAGGGGAUGUCUGGUCUGGAAGGACUACUCCCCGCUUCUUCUCUUCGCUGGCUUCUUAUUUUCACCUUGGGAAAGAAUAUGUAGAAGAUGGAAUCCAACUUCUUCUCAUCAGUGAUUCCUGAGGGGAAGUUUCAGAAGCUCCAAGGAUGUGUGGAAUUUUUAUUAGAAAAAUAUUUUUUUAAAUUGAGAAACAUUACUUUUGCUCAACCUGCUUUUCAAAUAUGAAUCAUCACAAUUUUAUGUAGACCUCCAGCAUUGUGCAAGACCUUAGACAUAGAGUAGAAGUCAAAGUAUUUUAACAGAAACCGAUAAAGGCUUAAAACUAAGGAUGACAAACUCUAGACCCAGUGGGGCAGUUAGAUGUGUAUGGACCAAUCUUCAAAUCUGACAAAGACCAAAAGUGACGAAGGCCACAAGCGAGAUGCUGGUGGCCUCGAGUCCCUAUGCACAGUUCCAGCCAAGCUGCUUCCACCUCGUGAAGAUGGGUUUUGUGAUGGGUUGCACCGCGGGCAUGGCGGCGGGGGCGCUCUUCAGCAUCUUUUCCUGUCUCAGGAUCGGAAUACGGGGUCGGGGUUUGAUGGGCGGUGGCAGGAAAACCAUGAUGCAGAGCGGCGGCACCUUUGGCACAUUCAUGGCCAUCGGGAUGGACAUCUGAUGCUAAUCAGGGCAGUGGUUGCCCACUACAUCCACCCCCUCACAUCAGUCCCAGUCCGUGUACCAUAAUAAAACAAGUCUUUGAUUUA